Molecule: messenger RNA, 1284 nt
Organism: Camellia sinensis
Lineage: Eukaryota; Viridiplantae; Streptophyta; Magnoliopsida; Ericales; Theaceae
Source: RefSeq, a predicted model, not a curated record
AUGGAGUCAUUGAUGCAGCGGAUCAAUGAGUACAUUCGUGUGGAGGAUGAUGCUGCCUCCGCGACCGAGAAGGCUAAUCCGGUCGCGACGAACAGAAGGGUGGCAGGGAAAGUUCACUCGGUUGGGCAGGAGGAUAACCGCCCAAACAACCGGUCAAAAGAUCAGCGCCAUGGUUCAAACCGUGAUGACAGAAACAAGGGCCGCCGAAACGACCGGGCUGACACUCCCCGUGAUGCAGCGGAGGAUGCCAAAAGAAAAUUGAAGGCACGGACUGGAAUCACCACAGUCUUUAAAAUCCCCAUCUACCGCGUUUUGAGCGAGAUUCGAGAUGAACCCUUCGUCUGUUGGCCGGCCAAGUUGGAGAGUGCGCAGAGGGGCUUCAAUUCGAAAUAUCGCUGCACCUUCCACGAAGAACGGGGCCACCGAACGGAGGAUUGCUUGCCGCUCAAACAACACUUGGAGGAGUUGGUGGCGGCUGGACAUUUUGACCAAUACAUAGAUGGGGAAAUGAAGGCCGCACCAUCAGGGCAAGCCGAGCCAAAUGGCCUAGCCGCCUUGGAUGCGGCCCCGCAAGGUGUAAUCAACAUUAUCCAUGGUAUCAUUGAACCAGCCAGGGUCUGUGAGCUGAGAGGGAUGAUCAAGAAGGCCGAGCAUAUGAGGGAAGUGCUCUCUGUUCAGCCCACUGUGAAGAGUGGGAAAACCGAGCCAAAAGACGUCCUUACCUUUACAAGCAAGGAUUUAGAAAGGAUCCAGAUACCCCACAAUGAUGCCUUAGUGGUAACUCUUCGCGUCAAAGGCUUUGAUAUUAAAAAAAUUUUGAUCGACCAGGGGAGUUCGGUCGAAAUUAUGUAUUAUGAUGCAUUCAAGCAAAUGAAGCUGGAGGACAAAGACUUGGCUCCCGCGACGUCCCCCUUGGUUGGUUUCAACUCUCAACCAGAGUGGCUGAUCGGAAAGAUCAUUUUACAGGGGUGGUUGCACGCCAUGCAAGCAGUUGCGUCUACCUUCCAUCAAGUUAUGCGCUUUUCGGCGCCCACCGGGCAAAUCGAAGAGGUUUGGGGAGACCAGGUGAUGGCAAAACAAUGCUUCGUUGCGGUAAAUGGCAGCCGAGCAGCCAAAGGGUUCGUCCAGAUGAUUGAGGGGCCUGAGGGGAAGGAGGUCCUUGAAGACGUAGGAAGAAAGGCCGAGGAAAAAUCGGUAGAGGAUUUGGUUGAAGUGCGCAUCGACGAGGACGACCCGACUAAGUUCUUCCUCUUGGGAUCAUCUUUGUCGAGCGCCGAGCGGUAG